UUCCGGUUUUUCUAGCUCAGCCUUUGGAAUCAGUCAAGUUUUGGGAGUCACUGCCGCUGCCGUCAACAUGUCGGUCCCAAGCUCACUCAUGAAACAACCGCCCAUUCAGUCUACGGCUGGGGCCGUCCCGGUUCGCAAUGAGAAAGGUGAGAUUUCGAUGGAAAAAGUGAAGGUAAAACGUUAUGUGUCGGGAAAGAGGCCAGACUAUGCCCCUAUGGAGUCCUCAGAUGAGGAGGAUGAAGAGUUUCAGUUCAUUAAGAAAGCCAAAGAACAAGAAGCAGAGCCUGAGGAACAGGAGGAGGAUUCAUCUAGCGACCCUCGGCUACGGCGUUUGCAGAACCGUAUUAGUGAAGAUGUGGAGGAGAGAUUGGCUCGACAUCGGAAAAUAGUGGAACCUGAAGUGGUUGGAGAAAGUGACUCCGAAGUGGAAGGAGAUGCUUGGCGCAUGGAACGAGAAGAUAGCAGUGAAGAAGAAGAGGAAGAGAUUGAUGAUGAGGAAAUAGAACGGCGCCGUGGCAUGAUGCGUCAACGAGCGCAGGAGAGAAAAAAUGAAGAGUUGGAAGUCAUGGAGGUGGAAGAUGAGGGACGUUCUGGGGAGGAGUCAGAAUCAGAGUCUGAGUAUGAAGAGUACACAGACAGUGAAGAUGAGAUGGAGCCUCGCCUUAAGCCAGUUUUCAUUCGGAAGAAGGACCGGGUAACAGUUCAGGAACGUGAGGCUGAAGCAUUGAAACAGAAGGAGCUGGAGCAGGAGGCGAAACGCAUGGCUGAGGAGAGGCGCAAGUACACACUCAAGAUUGUAGAAGAGGAGACCAAGAAAGAGCUGGAGGAGAACAAGCGGUCCCUGGCUGCACUGGAUGCACUCAACACUGACGAUGAAAAUGAUGAGGAGGAAUAUGAGGCGUGGAAAGUUCGGGAGCUGAAGAGAAUCAAGAGGGACAGAGAAGAUCGAGAAGCGCUUGAAAAGGAGAAAGCAGAAAUUGAACGCAUGCGAAACCUGACUGAGGAAGAGAGGCGAGCUGAGCUUCGGGCAAAUGGCAAAGUCAUUACCAACAAAGCUGUUAAGGGCAAAUAUAAGUUCUUACAGAAGUAUUAUCACCGGGGUGCCUUCUUCAUGGAUGAGGAUGAAGAAGUAUACAAGAGAGAUUUCAGCGCACCUACCCUGGAGGAUCAUUUCAACAAAACCAUUCUUCCCAAAGUCAUGCAGGUCAAGAACUUUGGACGCUCUGGUCGUACCAAAUACACCCACCUCGUGGAUCAAGACACCACCUCCUUUGACUCAGCAUGGGGCCAAGAGAGUGCCCAGAACACAAAGUUCUUUAAACAAAAGGCAGCUGGGGUACGAGAUGUAUUUGAGCGGCCAUCUGCCAAGAAGCGGAAAACUACUUAGAGUUCAACUAAUUCUUCCAACUGUGGGACACAAGGGGAAAUCUCAGCAUCUGGUCCUUGAUUUGUUUUUACUACUAUUUACAUGGCCCCUGUAUCCAGCCUGCUGAGCCUACUGCCAUACUUGUGACACUGGGCAAACCUAGUCUUUGAAGGUGCUUUGUGAGGUUUGGACUCAUGCUGAGAAACCUGCAGAAAAGCACUGUCCAGGUAGGAUUAGAGGCUCCCCACUUAGGACUAUUUCUGAGAAAUCUUCAGCUUCAUUACUGCUCUGGCUUCCCAUAUUCACUUGGGACUCUUCCAGGUUUCUUUUUCCAGCCCUUAGCUUGGGUUAGAAAAAUGGAUGGGCAUGUAAGCAGACAAUGCAUUACUUCUACCGUACAGGAAAUCUAAGCUCAUUGAAACCUGUUUUGCAUUUUUGGGGUAAAUUUUUCUAGAUGAACAUUACUUUUUGAUCCAUUUAUGUGUGUGUGUGUCAAGAAAUAAAAGAAUCAUACACCAA
Eubalaena glacialis (North Atlantic right whale) is the source of this 1885-nucleotide messenger RNA. It is a transcript of the gene MFAP1, whose product is annotated as microfibril associated protein 1. Gene Ontology annotation, cellular component: U2-type spliceosomal complex. Gene Ontology annotation, molecular function: RNA binding. Gene Ontology annotation, biological process: mRNA splicing, via spliceosome. Lineage: Eukaryota; Metazoa; Chordata; Mammalia; Artiodactyla; Balaenidae. The transcript has 10 exons. The record is from RefSeq and is a predicted model, not a curated record. The coding region runs from base 68 to 1387 and encodes 439 amino acids.